UGCAGAAGUCCUGAAUUCAACAGUGAAUGCUCUAAAGGAUGGGCAAGUUGUGGCUGUGCCAACGGACACAAUAUAUGGGCUGGCUUGCUUGGCUCAGAAUUCCAAUGCCAUCAAAAAGGUGUAUGACAUCAAAGGACGUAAUGGUCAGAAACCGCUGGCCAUUUGUGUUGGAGAAAUCAAAGACAUUUACAAUUAGUAGGAGUGCGCAUCCCGGACCAGGCCUUCAUGAGACGCCUCUGCCAGAUGUGUCGGGAACCUCUUGCCCUCACCAGUGCCAACAUCAGCUCACACUCCAGCACUGUGGCUGUACAUGAGUUCCAGGAUCUGUGGCCUCAGCUAGCAGCAGUGGUGGUGGAUUGCAGGCCAAUAGAAGACAAGAGUCGGUUGGGGUCAACAGUGGUCGACCUAUCGGUGUUCGGCAAAUACAGCAUCAUCAGACCUGGCUGUGCCUUCUCUUCCACAGUUCAUGUGCUAGAGCACAAAUAUGGACUGUCAGAAGACACGGGAUGAGUGAGGUUUGCCCCCUUCAAAUUCAUACCACAUGCUGAAAUGUACAACCAGCAAGAACCUGUACUUACCGUGGCCAAAUACAACUCUGAAUGAUGGCAAUGCCUGCAACGCUGAGGCGAGUGAUGAUAUCAAAAUCACUCAUCUUUCUAAAGGAAGGACGGUCCUUUUGCACAUUGCAUGCUAUUGUGGAACGCUCUGGGUUUCCUGUGAAACUUAAGGGAUUUGUUUUUGUCUUUCUGGGUUAUUAGCUGUCCAAGCGUUGUUGUUUCUAUGGGAAAACCCUGGGCACUUAACUCAGUCUUUGCUUUACAAAUGUACUUUAUUGUGUGGUAACUAGGUUGUUUUACUUAAGCAUGCUUACACCCAACAGAAGACCCCACUCUUGCCUCCUCUCUAGUGGGUCAAACUGGCAGACUUGGCACAGAGUAACGGCUGGCGUUCUACCCUGUUACUGUCAUUUUGUUUUUAGUUAUGACUAGGUUAAGCAAAGAUACUAUUUAAUUGUAAUAACUCGUGUCCAUUUCAUGCAUUUCAAAAUCAAGUCCUGUGGUUUUUAUGAACUGAUCUUUGGGUUUCAGGGAUGUGAACAUUGUGUAAAUGCAUUUUAUUUUCAUGGAGAAUUUAUUUCACCAAUUUCGGACUGUAAAGCUGCAUUUACACAGGCAGCCCAAUUCUGAUAUUUUUUUCACUAAUUGGUCUUUUGACCAAUCAGAUCAGCUC
Molecule: messenger RNA, 1230 nt
Organism: Salvelinus namaycush (lake trout)
Lineage: Eukaryota; Metazoa; Chordata; Actinopteri; Salmoniformes; Salmonidae
Product: yrdC domain-containing protein, mitochondrial-like
Exons: 4
Coding region: 226-510 (94 amino acids)
Biological process (GO): regulation of translational fidelity
Cellular component (GO): cytoplasm
Molecular function (GO): nucleotidyltransferase activity; double-stranded RNA binding; tRNA binding
Source: RefSeq, a predicted model, not a curated record